UGUCCUUUCUUUGCGUAAGGUUCCCUUAGCUGUAUAUACCCCACAAACAGCCUAAGUCCCCCCCCUCCCCAAGCACCAGCCUCCCCUCCCCCACGCAGGCUCCGCACGCCUCCAGUAGUAGAGUAAGGCUGCACUCCCCGCUGCGUGCUGUGCGGCUGGGGGAGGUAGUGCAGACCGCCGUGGGUUCCAGGCCUAGCGCUGUGUGAUGAGGGGCAGGCGCACGAUAAGGCCAGUGCAAACAGCUGCAAACUUUGCGCUCUCAUCCAUAUUCAGCACUCUUCCUCCCCUGUAUGCCUGGAUCACCUCCUCACUACACCGCCGCACUGCACCGGCUGUCCACACACGGGGUUGAUGCCUGCACAGGAUGGAAGAAGUUUGUGAGCUAGCCAGGCAUAGCAGUACCUCUGUUUUCUUUGACACCGCCAAUCCAAAUGCCCAAAGAAAAAGGUGCUCAGGAGAAGGAGGCUGUGAUCCUCCAAAAGGGUAUAGUAGUGUGCCACUGACCUCCACCCUGCAAAGUGGCACAUCGGAAUAUGGGCAGGACUCUUCUUCCUACAUUCCACUACGCAGGCUCCAGGAUCUGGCCUCCAUGAUAAACAUGGAAGGAGCUAAUGGGUUGCAGGAAGCUGAAGGAAACCAGUCCCAACCAAAUUCACAGUCCUUUUAUUAUAGUCCAACUGAACCAGACAUCCAUCAUGCUGCUGGUAAGGAUUCUGCACAUCAAUACUCCUCAGAACUACCUGUAAAAUUAUCCAAAAAUGUAAGGAAUGGAAAUCGCUCCUUUGUUCCUUUUUAUAAUGUAGAAAUGGAAGAACCUGAUUUUAAUAUGGAUCCAUUAAACUAUGACCUACGUGGUAAUGGCUUUGAUAUGGACUUACCUGCAUAUUUUCAACAGUCUCCUGCAAAUAAGAUAAUAGAAGAUUUUAUGCCUGCUGGAGAAACCAGAUCUAGAAUAAUCACUGCUUCUGAGUUUGGAUCAGAAAUAGAGAAUUUGGUAUCCCUUGAUUGGACGGCCAACAGUAAACGUCAGUUGGAAAACAAACUUGAAACAAAAACAAAUUUUUUAUCAAUGAUUUCAGAGUCUGAAAUUCCAAGUGUUGCAAAUGACAGUAAGGAUGUUAUGUGGGAUCAGCAAGGUGAACUUAAUCAUGGUGCUCCUUUACAAGUCGAUAGCAAGAUCAGUGGCCUUCGACCACUCAUUGUUAAUCAUAAAAAUGAUGAACCUUUGUCCAUGGAGGAGGAAAACAAAGCUAUGGAAACACGUGAAGAACCAUUACAUGAUUCAUCUGAAAUAAAACUUAUUGAAAUAUUCAGAGAUUUAGUGUGUCGAGAUGUAACAGCACUACAAACAAUACCUUCACAAUACAACUUAACCUACAAAGAACAUAUGGCUAUCCAAGAAAUGAAGAAAUGGGAUCAAGUUGUGAUAAGAGGAUCUGAUAAGGGUGGCAAUAUAGUAAUUUGGCCACUAGACAUGUAUCUAAAAGAAGCAGCAAAGCAACUAAAGGAUAAAUCCUGUUAUACCAAACUGCUCUUCAAUCCAAUGGAUGGAUACAUGAAAAUCUAUACCAAUCUGAUAAAUAGAGCCCACAAUGAAGGGAUUAUUACUAUCAAGGAAAAGAAGUUCCUUACGGUCACCAAUCCUAAAAUUGCCACCUUUUAUAUGUUACCCAAAAUCCAUAAAAAUGCUGAAAUACCACCAGGACGUCCGAUUGUUUCUGGGAUUGGAUGUCUAACAGAAAAGGCGAGUGAGUACAUAGAUCACAGACUACGACAUUACGUAGAGGAAUUGCCUUCAUAUGUACAGGAUACAAUGCAAGUCUUACAAAGACUUGAACAUCUAACACUUAAUGAGACAACAUGGUUGGUGACAACGGAUGUGGAAUCUCUCUAUACAUCCAUAAACCAUGAACAAGGCUUAAAAGCUGUAAAAUACUUCUUGGACAAAAAUUCGGAAGAAGGCAAGGAACAUGAUGACUUCGUGCUUAAACUACUGAAGAUGGUACCCAUUUGGAGUUACAGGAAUUUCUUGGUCAACAAUAACAAUCGACUGAACUCUAAAUUAACGCAUGAGGAAAGUCUAAUACAGAUUAACUUUCUGGAUAUUACCAUUUGUAAGAACAGAGAUGGGAUCAUUAGCACUGAUCUGUUUAGAAAACCUACUGCGACCAACAGCUUGUUACACAGUACCAGUGCACAUGCCCCAGGUACAAUGAGAAGCCUUCCUACAGGGGAAUUCCUGAGACUUCGCAGAAAUUGCUCAGAAGCUCAAACUUUUGAAUUAAGAGCAUUAGAUCUGGAGGAAAGAUUACUGAAAAGAGGCUACAGUAAAAGAUCGAUCAAAAAGGCCAAACAGAGAGCCCGUCUAACACCACGACAAAAUUUACUUCAUAAAAGGCAGAAAAAAACUAACUCUCAAAUCCCCAGAUUAAUUCUGACUCACAAUACACAAACUCCACAAAUCAUUAACAUAAUUAAGAAACAUUGGAAUAUACUAAUGACUGACCCGUUACUGAAAACCACGCUGGGUCCAAGUCCCUCAUUUGGAUUUAGGAGGACUAAGAACAUCAAAGAUAUUAUUCCCCCCAAACUUUUACCAUUCUGGCAGUCAAGUAUCUCACAAGCCAAAAGCUAUCUUAUGAAGGAGUACAAAAACCAAGGACAACUGGAAAGACAUUUAGACAAGCACACAAAAUAUGGGAAAGAGUGCAAUGGAACCGUGAAUGGAUGUGUCAAGUCUUUACACAGUUCUGUACUGAUACCUUCCACUAAUUCUAUGGCCUGCAUAAAAGGCAAGGAGCUUGUGCCUAUAAUUAAAGAAGAUCCUAACACUAAACUUUCAGAUGACUCGGAUGAGGAACUUGUGUCUCAGGAAUAUUGCAGCAGUGAAGUUAAUGAGUUAGAGUUUGUAAUGGCUUCAUCCCAUAUGGAAAGCAUUAAUAUCAGACAAGAUCUGAAAAACAAACACAGUGUUACUAAAGGGAAGACUACUUCUGACACACCGGUAGCUGACCUGCUUUCCAGUCUUUCAUCUGAGAAGUGGGACAAAAAUGCUGAUGAACUUUCUUAUGACUUUAGGUUAGAAAAGGUGGAUGCUCAGGUUGAAAAUGGCAACAAAGAAUCCAAAAUGUACUAUAUUAAAUCUCCAAAAACUUUUUCAGAUGACAAAAGUGAUAAUGAAUCAAAUGUAUUUACUCUGUCUCCUAAACAAAGUGUGGAUCUAAGGGAACAUUUUCUUUCUGAUACAUGUAAGACACAGAAAAGAAUGAGAAAUCCAUCAGCCCCUAGCUUUUUAAAAUCUAAGAAAAGGAGUGCCACAGCUCCAACAAGUCCUACAAGUUCCAUGAAAGUUGCAGAAUCACCUAUUAAGGAUUCUCUGCUGUUCACAGAAAAUGCAGAAAAUUCCAGUAUAUGGAUUAGUGACCAUGCUCGGAGUGAGAAUUCAUCAAUGCCUACUGUUUCUUCACCACCUUGCGGAAAUUUAAGUUCCUCAUUGGAAAAUAGUAUUGAUUGUCCAAAUGUACAAACAUUCACUAAUGUAACCAUUUCAUUACCUGUUAAAGGCAAAAACUGGACAACAGGGGACUUAACUCACGAAUGUAGUAAUGAAGACUCUUCUUAUGGUUCUGUGAAGUCUUUUAAAACGUCUCCCAACAAGUCUGAACAUGUAGAAGCAGUAAGUCUUUUAAGCAAUAUGCAUGAACGGUCUCAAGACUCUAUGGAGAUAGAAACAGCAGUUGUAAAGAAUGUAAUCUCUGGACUAAAAGAACUGUCCUCUAGGUCAGCCGGUGAAGAAGUAACAGAGAAUACAAUAAAUAAACAUUCAGUGCCCUUACUUUUUCCAUCACCACCUCGGAAGAGUAGAAUUCCUCUGGAACCAGAUUAUAAAUACAGUAGCUUGCUGAUGAUGCUGAAAGAUAUUCAUGAUACCAAGACAAAAGAGAGACAGUUGAUGACUGGGCAAAAUACAACACCUGUCUGCAGUCAGUCUAGUGGGGACUGUUCUAAUAUAAACUCGGAUAUUGACAGCAAUCCUUUACUUAAAAAUGAAGUGACCCAUUCAUCAAACAAUAAGGUGACUGAUAUAACUCAUAGUAUGAAGCAAGUGGAUAGCUCAGAUGACCUUUGUUCCAUGGAACCAAAAGAAUCCAAUAACAACCCAGACUUAAAUACUAUUGACAAUAUUGUUUUGGAGUUAAAAAACUUGGAAAAUGGGGAUCUGUCUCCUUCGGAUAUACAAAAGAGAAAUCUUUCUUCAAAAUGCACAAAUGAUUUGUUACAUAGGAGUUUACUGGAAGGGACUGAACUUAUUUCUUUGUCCCAAUGUUCAUCUUCCACUAAAGAAAAAACACUUGAUAUGGAAGGAAUACAAUCGUGUGAUCAAUUGCCACAGUUGCCUUUUGUGUUUCCUGGUAAAAAGAAAACUCAGCCAAGCAACACUCAUGGCUCUCUUAAAGUUUACAAAGAAGACACUGAACUAGAAUCUGAACUAAGCAACGAGUGCUCAGGGUGGGAAGAGUCAGAUGAGAUCAAUUGUGUUGCUCCGAAAAAGCGCUGGCAAAGAUUUAACCAAAGUAGUCAAGAAAGCAAUACCACUAGCUCAUCUCCAAAAGCUUGCAGAAAAAAUAUACUUGACAGUGUAGCUCAGCACAAAGAGGACCAGAAAGUCUUAGAAUUGGAGCCUAGCCUUGAAGUAACAUCAGCAGGACCUGAACCUAGUGGCGUAGCAGCACAGCCUGAGCUUCCAAAGAGAGCAAAAAAUCUGAGAAAGAAAUACCGGAAGAGAGCACGGAAGAGAAACCUAAAACGUAGAGAAAACAGUCAGACCAUCUAUCCAAAGAAAAGGAAAACUGCUGUCCAGAAUGAAGUAAAUAACAUGACUGUAUCUCCAGUGCAUCCAAAUAAUUCUGAGUGUCCCACUGUUGGAAAUGAUAUUCAUGAACCCUCUCCUACAGCUUUACAUGUUGCUGUUUCUUCAACGGUGACAACAGCAUCGCAGGAACCUGUAUGUGACUUGUCUGAGAAGAGUUUGCAAAAUCCUACUUUAACUCCAGUGUUGCCCUCUUGCAAUUCUGCUGAUCCAUCUGUAGCCUCAGUUCAAACUUUGGAAUUAAAAACAGGAAGUAAAGGUUUCCAUAAAAAUAGAAGCAGAAGCACAGUAAUUCCAAAACAUCCUGAAACCAUUGAUGUGAACACACAGCUUGAAUCAGAGGUGGAUCCUGCUUCCACAAAUAUGGCCUGCAAAUCCGUUUCUUUCAAGACAAAUGCAUUAAAGGCUGGUUCUUCUUUCAGAUUUAGAGCAGCAUCCAAGAGACUCCCUGAGAAUCGGACAAGGCGGAAGCGGUUAAGGCUUACUGGGAAAUUCAAGAAAGAGAGGAAACGUUUGAAAUCCAGAAAGACAAUUUGUGCUGAGGGUGCGAUACAUGAGAAUGGCACAGCUGCCAGUCCAAGUGACACUGCUGAAGAUAGUUUAGAUCAUGAUCAUGGUCACUCAAGAAGGAACUUUGCUGAGAGGGGUGGAGGAGCUGCUAUGAAAGAGAAUGUGUGUCAGGUGUGUGAGAAGCCAGGAGAAUUGUUGCUUUGUGAAGCUCAGUGCUGUGGUGCUUUUCAUUUGCAAUGCCUUGGCUUGAGCACAAUGCCUCAGGGAAAGUUUAUCUGCAGUGAAUGUUCCACAGGUGUUCACACCUGCUUUGUCUGCAAGACCUCUGACCAAGGAGUUAAGCGCUGUUUACUCCCACUCUGUGGCAAAUACUAUCAUGAGAAAUGUGCUUUUAAAUAUCCACCAACCACACAGCACAAUAAAGGCUUCCGCUGUUCCCUACACAUCUGUGCUACAUGCCACUCCACCAAUCCAAGCAGUCCGUCUGCCUCAAAAGGUCGUCUGAUGAGAUGUGUGCGGUGCCCAGUCGCUUACCAUGCAAAUGAUUUCUGCUUGGCUGCAGGGACAGUAACCUUGGCCUCCAACAGCAUUAUUUGCCCUAACCACUUUACACCUCGCCGUGGUUGCAAGAAUCAUGAACAUGUUAAUGUUAGUUGGUGUUUUGUGUGCUCUGAAGGUGGAAGCCUCCUAUGUUGUGAAUCAUGUCCUGCUGCUUUUCACAGAGAAUGUCUAAACAUAGAUAUGCCAGAGGGGAGCUGGUUCUGCAAUGACUGUAAAGCUGGCAAAAAGCCACAUUAUAAGGAGAUAGUGUGGGUUAAGGUGGGAAGAUACAGGUGGUGGCCCGCCGAAGUCUGUCACCCUAAAAAUAUUCCUGUAAACAUCCAGAAAAUGAAGCAUGACAUUGGAGAGUUUCCAGUAUUGUUUUUUGGUUCUAAGGACUAUCUGUGGACCCACCAGGCCAGAGUGUUCCCAUACAUGGAAGGGGAUGCUCACAACAAAGACAAAAUGAGCAAGGGAGUAGAUGCAACUUACAAGAAAGGACUGAUGGAAGCUGCAGAAAGGUUUGAAGAACUGAAAGCUCAGAAAGAAAUGAGGCAGUUACAGGAAGAUCGGAAAAAUGAUAAAAAGCCUCCUCCCUUCAAACACAUCAAGGUGAACAGGCCGGUUGGGAAGGUCCAAAUCUUUACAGCAGAUUUAUCAGAAAUUCCUCGCUGCAACUGCAAGGCCACUGACGAACACCCUUGUGGACAGGACUCAGAGUGCAUCAACCGCAUGCUGUUAUAUGAAUGCCAUACUUCUGUAUGCCCAGCUGGGGACCGCUGCCAGAACCAAGAUUUUUCCAAACGUCAGUACCCAGAGGUGGAGAUCUUUCGCACAGGGAGCCGUGGCUGGGGUCUGCGCUGUAAGACUGAUAUCAAAAAGGGUGAGUUUGUUAAUGAGUAUGUGGGGGAAAUGAUUGAUGAAGAGGAGUGUCGAGCACGUAUCCGUUAUGCUCAAGAACAUGAUAUAACAAAUUUCUACAUGCUCACACUGGACAAGGACCGUGUAAUUGAUGCAGGGCCCAAAGGCAACUUUGCUCGCUUUAUGAAUCACUCUUGUCAGCCUAAUUGUGAAACUCAGAAAUGGACUGUUAAUGGUGAUACCAGAGUUGGCCUUUUUGCCCUCUGUGACGUGAAAGCAGGGACCGAGCUAACUUUUAACUACAAUCUGGAGUGCCUAGGAAAUGGGAAGACUGUUUGUCAGUGUGGAGCUCCCAACUGUAGUGGCUUCCUCGGAGUGAGACCCAAAAAUCAGCCAGCAGUUUCAGAGGAUAAAGGCAAAAGAAAGAAACAGUAUACAAAACGUAAACGGCAAAAAGAGGUGGUCAAAGAGCACGAGGAUGAGUGUUUUAGCUGUGGAGAUGGAGGGCAGCUUGUAUCCUGCAAAAAGGCAGGUUGUCCAAAAGUGUACCAUGCUGACUGCCUAAACCUCACCCGUAGACCUGCUGGUAAGUGGGAAUGUCCAUGGCACCAGUGUGAUAUCUGUAACAAGGAAGCUGCUUCAUUAUGUGAAAUGUGCCCCAGCUCCUUCUGCAAGCAGCAUCGUGAGGGUAUGCUCUUCAUCUCCAAGCUGGAUGGACGAUUAUCUUGCACUGAACAUGAUCCAUGUGGACCUCACCCCUUAGAACCAGGAGAAAUCAGGGAGUAUGAGCAGUCCUCUAGUACAAAAGAUAACCCUACUGAAUCCUGUCCUGCAAAAGAGGCCAAGAAGGGUGUUACUUCCUCAAAUGAAAGAAAACUGAAUACUUUGCAAGCAAAGGUUUUGAUGGCACCCAAAGUUACAAGUUCCCUUACUCCUGGGGAAGUGAUGUUGGCUGUUACAAAAAACUCUAAACCAGCUGGGAAAAUGGUACUGGCAUCUGCUCCACGAAAAAUUUUGCCUGCUGGAAAAUUACUUUUGGCAUCAACUGGACAGAAGUCACUCCCAAAUAGGAAAGUCAUUCUCACCUCUGCAGCCCCAAAACCAUUGCCUACUGGGAAAGUGCUCUUGACCUCCUUGGGGAAAAAAUCUCUGCCUGCUGGAAAGCUUGUUUUGGCUUCUGUUGGAAAGAAGAAUCUCUCCGCUGGGGAGUUUUUCUUAACAUCUGUUGACAAUAACUCUUCAACAGUUGGGAGAGUGUUUUUAACUUCUUCUGGGAGGCAGGUUAAUCCAGCAGGGAAAGUUCUAAUGGCGUCAGCUGAAAAGCAUUCUGAGGUGGAUGAGAAGGGGCAGUUAGCUUCUGCUGUAAAGCAAAAGACAACUGCUAAGAAAGCUUUUUGGGCUAAUGGGUUAGGAAUUCCUGUAGACAAUACAGAUCAUGUAAAAGUAAACAAGAGUAUGUCAGACACUACACUUCGGCUGGGUAAGAGACCAUUGACAAUAACAUCUAAAGAGGACUUUGGCACACAGAAGUCGUUGACUGUAAAACUCAAAAUUGCUAAACAAGAAUCAAAACCUCACGAAAAAGAAAAGCUCAAUACACCAUCCUCUGUAGUAAAACAAGUAAACAACAAAAAUCUACAUUUAACUGCCAAGCCAAGAGAGAAGCCUAAGCCCCCUUUAAAGAGAUCGUCUUCUAGAAAAUCUCAAGAAACCCCAAGUACAUUUAAAAAAAGAUCAGGUUCAGCAGUCAGAAAGAAAAGAUCUUUCAGUCCAUGUCCAAAAGAGAAACCUAAAACCCCUGCACAUAACUCUUGUACAAGAUCCAAGAGCAAAAAACAAAGGUCUCGAUCAGCGUCAAAAAAGCCUUCCAAACCAACAAUUAAAAAGAAGUCAGUAGAUUGUAUAGAGACUCCUUUCACUUCUGCACUUUUAGACCAGCCUUUAUCCCCUAUAAAGCAAUCAUUUGCCUCUCAAGAGACACCUAGUCCUGUUAGCAGUGUUAAUUCUUCGCCUGUUACCAGUUUCUCUCAGAGCCCUGCAUUGUGUUUCUCACCUGAAGGAAAAUAGAUGUGCAUAUAUGGCCCAGUAUUGAAAAUUAAGUGUAUUACACAGUUAAAUCAAAAGGCAUAAUCAACCAUUUACAUCUGUUCUGAGAAACAGUAGAGGGCAUCUCUGAAAAAUUACUUUUAUCAGAGUGACUGCACAAUCUUUGCACACAAUAGAAAGAGAAAUAUAAUUCUAAACAAUAAUAAUCUCAUGUUUUAGUAACAGAUGCACAUUGUGUCCACUAACCAUGUUUUAUCAGUUUUCAGCUCUUCUAGCACUCAGUGUCUAUAGUAUGGUGUUACAAGAUCACCUUGUAGUGAAACAGCUUGAGUCAAACAACUCUGGAUAUGCAUGAAAAAGGGCAACAUGCAAAGAAUGCUGCUCAUCCGAUCUGUAGGCAAUAGGGCACUUCAGUGUGUUACAGUAAAAAAAUAAUAGCAGUAUGGGAUUAACUGUUGGGAAAAAAAUAGAGGUGCCUUAUUAAAAAGAAGUGUAAUCGUCUUACAGAUCACACAGAAUUUUAGGGAGCUGCAUACAAUCUUGUUUGGUUUGUGUGCAUUUUUAUGGUGCGGACACAAAUUGGUUACACCCAGAUAAGUUGGUAUUGCACACCAAAGGUUCCUAUUGACAAUAUAAAACAUAAAGCUUGCAUAACAGAUUUUUCUGCCUUUUUAUAUACAUGCCAAACAAAAACUACUGCUUGAGAGGCAAUUGCUGUAAAUCAUUUAAAUUGUAUUGGAUAGCAUGGAACAUUUCACUUUAAAAGCAGCAAGUUGACCAAACAGUAGACUGCUGUGUAUUUCUAAGAAAGCUGUCCAGAAAUACAUUUUAGGAAACAUUCUGAGAUGUUGCUAGUUUCUAUCACAAUCCGCAAAGAAAGUCUUCAUAAUAUCAUUCAGAAAACAUAAAUUUUUAUUUUUUAGGUAUUUUACUGUUGUUGUUUGGUCCUAAUCUUCAGAUUUUAGCUAUUUUGUGCCAGUAUCUUAGAAGCUUGCAAUGAAGAGGGGGAAAAAACAUUGGAUGAAAACCAAAUUUAGUUUUUAUACACCCUAUAAAUCCUCACUAUGUUUGGAGGAUUUAUGAGGUAAACAUCCUAUGACUACAGUUUAUUGUAAUGAUACUCUGAAUUGCAUUCUAUGAGUUAUCAUGUUUACGUAUUGACCCAUAUUUACUAAUGGUGCUAAACCAUAAGUUAACAAUGCACAUCUGUAAAUGGCUCUGUACAGUAUCUUAUUGCUUAGAUCAGUUAGUAAAUAUGGCUCUUCUCUUGAUGCAAUGACAGUCUGUUACCAGACCUGCUUUUUAGAUGCAUAUUAGUGAUCCCUCAUUGCAGCUCACAAAGACCCCAUACUUUUCAACAGUUUCCUAUCUGCAGAUUAAACUUAAUCCUGCCUUUGUUGAAGUCGAGCAAUCUUAAAAUGGGAAUCAUGGUGCUACAGGCAGCUGUGCUUUGUGUUUUACUGUAUUUAUAUAUAAAUAUAUAUUAUUUUUUUAAACCAAAACGGUGUUGUGAAUUUUGGUGUUGGUUACUGUACCAGUGCCUAAUGGAUGUGACAGAACCAGAGAUUAGUUUUUUUGCUGAUGCUUUCUGUCCUGUCUGCUUUUCCUGGUCAUCAGCACAUUCUUUAUCUUAUGUGGAUACUGGAUCAGAAUCUGAAAGCCAGGAAGGUUUUGCCUAUUUUUAUAUUGUUUUUUGCCUUCUUUUUUUUUGGGGGGGGGGGGGGGGAUUUUUUAAAAUAAAAAAUUAGAAGUUUUGUGAUUUUUAGAAUCUAAAUUAUAGAUGUAUAUAUGUUGGGGAGUUGUCUUUGGAGUAGAGUGGUUUUGUGUUGCCCACAAGUAGAUGCUGCAUCUUCUUCUAUAGAUGGAUAUGAUGCUGUCCCAAUUAUUUGCUUCAGCAGCGUGUUCUCGGUAUGUUAAAACCACUAGUCACAUCCUGUGGGUAGUAGUUGUAUGCCAUCCUCUGUCCUGCUUAGCAGUAUAUAGUUUCCUCUCAUCUUGUGGGCAGUGACAACUUGGUGAGUAGUCCCACUCAAGUUAUUCUUUUAAUAUGGCAGCCAAAGAACAGUGUUCAGAGACUCUGCCACUUUAGAUUAAUUAGAGAAAUAUAUAAAUCCAUGAUCCCCCAAGUAAUUCUGUAUUAGACAGAUUUUAAUCCUUUGUGAGGGCCCAGGCAGCAAGAAUUUAUUACGUUUGCGUGUAAUCUUGACCGUGACUAUUGACAAAUGCAACUGUAUUCUUUAAAACAUAUUAGGGAAUGGAAUAUAUUCUUGAUUGUGAAAAUCUUAGAUACAUUACAGCCAAAAUUAGAAUCUACAUUGAUGAAUUUCAGCUUUGAAUAGCUUUUUUGUAAUAUACAUGUAUAAGCAAAAAUGCUUCUAAUAAAAUCUAUAGCAAGUAUUCACCGUGCACCAGCAUUGUAAACACAGAACAUGCUCAGAGAGCCUAAGGUGCUUGUACCCAUCUCGUAAUGACUCAAUUUGUUAAUUGCUGACUUGAUACAAGCCCCACUGGAGCUCUGUACAGCUACAGUAUUUAAAAUGCUGGUCAGCUGAGAAUAUAUAGCUAUGUUAACGCUAGAAUAGUGAUAACUUUUACUAGAACCAUUUUUGCCAAUGCAUAUAUAUUGCAAAUGUUUCUAUUCAAAGAUGUAAUUUGUCUAUGUGCAUUUAAAUUCUGACCGGAACGUCCCUUUAAACACUAAAAAAGAUUUUAUAAGCAUAGUAUUGAGGUUAUUCCCCACCUCCCUCUAGUCCUGGGUGCCACCAUGUUGAAAUCUAUCGUUUACUACAUUUCAGUGCUGACAUGUUUGCACAUGUGCAGUAACUCUUCUUCAGACAUCCCCAGUGUAACCUAGGUUCCAUAAUGGCAGCACCCAUGAUUAAAAGGAGGUGCAUGAAAUUUUAGUUUUCCUUUAAAUAAGAUGUUUGUUACUUGUUUUCCUGUAGCAAAUUAUCGUGUCAUCAACUAUCUAUGCAUUAUUGUCCUAGGCAGAAUCAUUCUUGGGAUAUGAACUUAUCUUUGUGGUACUGUAUGCUAAAUUUGACCCACAAACAUGGAUAGACUUUUUCUCAAGUGAUAAAACCUAUGCUAUUCUAUGGCACCAUUUCUCAAAAACAGAGAUUUGUGUUUCUUGAAAGAGGCUCCAUAGUGUGUGUAUGUAUGUAUGUAUAUAUGUAUAUAUAUAUAUAUAUAUAUAUAUAUAUAUAUAAAUAUAUAUAUAUAUACUAUGGAUUAUAUAUAAGAUAGGAACUGGAGAGGUUCCAUUCUAUUAGUAAAUUAGAGUAGGAUGGCAGAACUGCAUAGCAACACAGGUGAAUCAAAUUAGUACAGUUUAUCACAGAAUGUAUUAAGGAUGUCUCAGGAAAGUAUUUGGUUUUUGGGAGAUAAAAAAUGGUUGAGCAACAAGUAGCCAAUUUUAAGUUGGGUUUUUUUGUACCAUGUUUGUUAAAUGGCAAGUCCUUAGAGCUAUUACAUGUCAACAAGUAAACAUCUGUACAGACAGCAUACAGUUUGACUGCAAAUGCCUACUUAUCUCUCCAAGAACGGUUUAAAGCCUAUGUUUAUAUUAGCGCAACUAAGGGUUUGCUAAUACACAAUCCCACUAUAUCACCUAUCUAUUUUACACUUGUUCCAUUCAGUGUUCCACAUGCAGUGGUGCUACCAAACUCUGAAGUUAUGAUAGUUAUGUGCUGAAUAUCUGUGCCAGCUUGUACCAUGUGCAACAAUCGAAUAUAAACAGAGACAGAAGCUCACAAUUCGCCAUUUGAUGGGUGUGUGGCAUCUGCAAUAUCACUAGUGUUUUCACUUUUUAUUACUGUUUUCUCCUGUGUAACUACAUUCUUGCAUUUUCUAUCACCAAUGGAAGGAAAUACUGCCUUUCAUGAAUAUGUACUGUAAUACUUUGUAAAUAGAAGAAUACUGUAAAGUUUAACUUUA
This is a messenger RNA of Bombina bombina (fire-bellied toad), 12763 nucleotides long. RefSeq names its product nuclear receptor binding SET domain protein 1 (gene NSD1). Gene Ontology annotation, molecular function: histone H3K36 methyltransferase activity; protein binding. Lineage: Eukaryota; Metazoa; Chordata; Amphibia; Anura; Bombinatoridae. The record is from RefSeq and is a predicted model, not a curated record. Gene Ontology annotation, cellular component: chromatin; nucleus. Gene Ontology annotation, biological process: regulation of DNA-templated transcription.